UCAGAUGAGAGUGACAUUGACAUACGUAUAGUCAAUGAUGAACAUUUUUGAUAUGAUCUGGUGCUGUUGAACUGAGGAUGGGUAAUGAGUGGAGGUCACUGUGUUGUAACCACUGGACUAGCCAGGAUGCCAGAGUAGCUUGCAGGCAACUUGGACACUCUGCUGAUGGUGGCCAUCGACUAUGGAGGUUUAAAGCUGAGAAUGAUGCUCAGUACUGGAUGGAUUCAUGUUUAACUGUGAUGGAGACGAAGAGUAUCUGUUUGCCUGUACUCACCUAGGGUUCACGGAUGAGGAUAAUGAAUGCAAGAAAGGAGUCAGGGCUUGGGGUGACUUGCCUUGCAGCCUUAGAGUGGUGCACUGUAUGAAAACUGAUCUCCAAUUUAUCAGUACUAUAAUAAUUAUACGUGCACAAACAACACACAUACUAGUUGACAUCGGUCAACAUUUAUAGUUACACAACUGUUGUCUUCUCUGUAACCCCA
Molecule: messenger RNA, 482 nt
Organism: Geodia barretti
Lineage: Eukaryota; Metazoa; Porifera; Demospongiae; Tetractinellida; Geodiidae
Source: the annotation of a GenBank genome assembly